Messenger RNA from Passer domesticus (house sparrow), 943 nucleotides. RefSeq lists its product as uncharacterized. NCBI's taxonomy places the organism in Eukaryota, Metazoa, Chordata, Aves, Passeriformes, Passeridae. The transcript is spliced from 6 exons. The record is from RefSeq and is a predicted model, not a curated record. Gene Ontology annotation, cellular component: cytoplasm. Bases 2 to 943 code for a protein of 313 amino acids.
AAUGUGGAGCCUGACUGAAAGCCUUGUGGAGCUCCUGCAGGACACAGAUGGAGAAAUAGUUUGCAUGACGGUCAUGCUACUCAGCUUUAUAAUCUUGGACAAUGACACGCUGAUAGCCGGCCCCAUCACACUGCAGCUGGUUGAGGCGCUCCUGCCACUCUUUGACCACGACAAUAACCAGGUGCAGCUGCUCUCCAUACUGCUCUUCAGAACGUUGGUGACGCUUCCACGGAAAAAGGAAAAAAAGGCCCUGAAGACACCCCUGCGGCAGAGCCUGCUGUCACUCUUCUUCCACUGCCAUGAUGAGAAUCGGCUUGUGGCACAGGUUUCUCAGGAAACGCUUCUUUGUGUGGCCGAGCUCCUGAAGAGGAGGGAUCUUGAAAAACAGCUGAAGAACAAGAAGCUGUGGAAGUUCACCGAGUGCCUGCUGGCAGAGGACACGAGCCGAGCGGCCGAGCACCUGCGCCGGGCCCUGCCGUACCUGCGGAACCCACAGGAGUCCCUGCGAGCGGCGGCCAUCAGGUUCACGGGUGAGCCACGAGCCCGGACUCCCUCACCGGCCCGCCGCAGCUCGGCCCCAGCCCCGCCCGCUGCCCCGGCAGCGCCGUCCGGGCCCGGCGCCCCGGAGCCCCGCCUGGGCUCGGCGCUGCUGCCAGCCUCUGGCAGCCGUGCCCUCGGGCGGCAGCGCAUGGCCGGGCGGCACCUGAGGGGGAAGAGGGAAGAGCUCCAGCUCAUCUGCAGCGCCCUUGAACACCUGACAGAGGACAUCAGCAGUGCCGUGUCAGACGCGGCACGUCAAACAUUGGAUGUCCUCCGGGCACUGCAGAGUGAGGGAUACUCUGUCUUCCAGAGGCUGCAGGAUCAGCUCCGCAGGGCAUGGAGGACACGGCCUCGUCUGUCGGGGCUGGGCUGCCUGCGCUGCUGGAGCUCUGCAGAGAGCUGA